Messenger RNA from Penicillium hordei, 462 nucleotides. RefSeq lists its product as uncharacterized. Lineage: Eukaryota; Fungi; Ascomycota; Eurotiomycetes; Eurotiales; Aspergillaceae. The record is from RefSeq and is a predicted model, not a curated record. The transcript is spliced from 3 exons. Bases 1 to 462 code for a protein of 153 amino acids.
AUGCGUUUUCGGUCACUUAGGGGAAUCCAUCAUAGCCAGUUGGGAUCAACUCCACUUGGGGUGGGACCUCUAGAAAAUCAUCUUCUCAGCAAUUUUCUCCCCUGGGACUUUAUUAUUAUUGGACUUGGAAAAUUUCUAUUCGGGUUUUGGUGGUUCCCGGUCUUACUUCGUACUUUCACUUCCGUUUGCGAACCCUGCAGACCGAUUCCGCAUUUGACACUAUCUUUCUUCGAGCCCCAAGUUCUCGACUUUGCUCGUGCUGACCUGGCCUUUCUUCCCCUCCAGAUCUCAUCCCUGACGUUUAUCCUUCUUUCCUCUCCCUCUCUACCUCGCCUUUUUCUGCCCACAGCCACCACUCAGGCUCUUUCCGCCACUUCCAGCAUUGUACAUUACCGACUUUUUAAUCAGCGCUGUUGGAUACCGCGCGAAAACGUUACUUCAAUUCCUUAUAAGGGAGUCUGA